AGAGUUUAAUUUGGGCAAGGUGGCUUAAAAGAAAACCAACCCUAACAAAUUUACACACACAGUAAAAAGAAGCUUAGCAAUGGUCCUCCAAUGACCACGUUCACCCUCCCCACCACUUUUCCAAAUCCAUUUAAUCCCAAUUUACCACCACCACCACCAUCGACGACGAUCCCUCUCCUUCAUGAACCCGCCAUGUUAAAACCGUCCCUUCUCAAAUCCCCAUUAACAAAACUCUUCUUCUCUUCAAAACCCAACUCCCCAUUUCCCAAUUUAGUCUCCAAAAUCCUCAAUUUACUCUCCACCGAUUCCCACUGGCCCAAAAACCCACAACUCCACCGCUUAUCUUCCACUCUAAAACCCCACCAUGUUGCCAAAAUUAUCAACGCCCACACCAAUACUGAAGUCUCCCUUCGAUUCUUUUAUUGGAUUUCUCAGAGGCAUUUUUACAAACAUGAUAUGGGCUGUUUUAUUUCUAUGCUUAACAGGCUUGUUCAAGAUCAGAUUUUCGCCCCGGCUGAUCACGUUAGGAUUUUGAUGAUCAAAACUUGUCGAAAUGGGGAUGAGCUGAUUCGGGUAAUUGAAUUUUUGAAUGGAAUUAGUAGUGCUAAUGGUGUUGUUGGGUUUAGUUUGUACAGUUAUAAUACUCUUUUGCUUCAACUGGGGAAGUUUGGUAUGGUUAGUUUAGCUCAAAAUGUUUAUACUCAAGUUUUGAAUAGUGGGGUUAAGCCUAAUUUGUUGACAUUUAAUACUAUGAUUAAUAUUUUGUGUAAGAAAGGGAAGGUUCAAGAGGCAUUGUUGAUUUAUAAUAAGAUUUUUCAGUUCGAUAUGUGCCCGGAUUGUUUUACGUAUACUUCUUUGAUUCUCGGGCAUUGUAGGAAUCGUAAUUUGGAUAAGGCGUUUGAGGUUUUUGAUAGGAUGAUUAAAGACGGUUGUGAUCCUAAUUCGGUUACUUAUUCAACUUUGAUUAAUGGGUUGUGUAGUGAAGGGAGGAUUGAAGAAGCAAUGGAUAUGCUUGAAGAAAUGACUGAGAAAGGGAUUGAACCGACUGUGUAUACGUAUACUGUGCCAAUUAGUUCGUUGUGUGAUGUUGGUCGUGUGGAUGAGGCGGUUAGUCUUGUCAAAAGUAUGAUAGCGAGGGGCUGUAGCCCAAAUGUGCAAACUUAUACUGCACUUGUUAGCGGGUUGUUUCAGGCAGGGAGAAUGGAAGUGGCUAUAGGGAUGUACCAGAAAAUGCUGAGGGAAGGUAUUGUUCCGAGUACGAUUACUUAUAAUACAUUGAUAAAUGAAUUGUGUACUGAAGGAAGAUUUGGGAUUGCUUUGAAGAUCUUUGAUUGGAUGGAGAGACAUGGUAACUUGGCAAAUGCACAGACAUACAAUCAGAUUAUAAAGGGGUUGUUUGCAAUUGAUGAUAUUGAGAAGGCUAUGGUUAUUUUCAAUAAAAUGCUCAAGGCUGGCCCAUCUCCAACUUUGGUAACAUAUAAUUUGCUCAUUGUUGAAUACCUCAAAAGAGGAUUACUGGACAAUGCGAUGAGAUUUUUGUUUAUUAUGAAGGAGAAUGGUUGUCAACCCGAUGAGAGAACUUAUUGUGAACUCAUUUCUGGCUUUUGCAAAGGGGGUAAAUUGGAUUUAGCAAUUAGUUUCUUUCAUGAAAUGCUUAAGUAUGGCAUAAGCCCAAACCAGUGGAAUUAUACAGCCAUGAUUGAUGGUUAUUGUAAGCAGGGGAAGAUUGAUAUAGCCUUGUCAUUAUUUGAAAGGAUGGGAGAGAACGGCUGCACUCCCACUAUUGAAACUUAUAAUGCCAUUAUAAGUGGGUUAUCUAAAAAUAAUAAAUUUUCUGAAGCCGAGAAGUUUUGUGGCAAGAUAACAGAGCAGGGAUUGCAACCAAAUACCAUCACUUAUACAUCUUUGAUUGAUGGGCUUUGUAGGAAUGGUGCGACUGAUCAGGCAUUUAAGAUUUUUCAUAAAAUGGAACAGAUUAAUUGUCUGCCGAAUGCACACACAUAUACUUCUCUUAUUUAUGGCCUAUGUCAAGAAGGCAGGGCUGAUGAUGCUGAGGGGCUACUUCAGGAAAUGGAGUUAAAGAGUUUGGUUCCUGAUGAAGUCACAUUUACAUCUCUUAUUGAUGGUUUUGCUUUGCUUGGUAGGAUAGAUCAUGCGUUCGUACUUUUUCGGCAGAUGGCUGAAAUGGGCUGCAAACCCAACUUCCAAACGUAUAAUGUAUUGUUGAAAGGGCUGCAUAAGGAGUGCCAAUUACUCACAGAAAGGGCUGUGGCCCAAAAUGAAAUAGUUUAUGGUUGCAGCUCUCAUGAAAGGGUUGCUAUGUUUGAAAUGAUUGGUAAUCUUUUAUCAAGGUUGUCGGAAAAUGGAUGCGAACCUACUAUUGACACAUACAACACUCUAGUCUGUGGUUUGUGUAGUGAAGGGAGAUCUAGUGAGGCAAGACAGCUGGCUGAAUUUAUGAAAGAUAAAGGUUUUUCUCCUAGCAUGGAAGUCUACUGCUCACUUUUAGUUGCCCAUUGUAAGAAUUUAAAAGUGGACUAUGCAUUGGACAUAUUCAAUCUAAUGGCCGAUGAAGGCUUACAGCCUCAUCUGCAAGUCUAUAAAGAACUCAUUUUUGCACUUUGUAGAGUUAAUCGGGUAGAAGAAGCUCAGAAUAUAUUUCAAAGGUUGCUUGAUAAACAAUGGAACAGUGAUCUGAUUGUUUGGACUGUUUUGGUUGAUGGCUUAUUACAAGGAGGGGAAUCAGAUCUAUGCAUGAAGUUUCUCUAUCUUAUGGAAUCUAGAAACUGUACUCCCAGUUUGCAUACAUAUGUAAUCUUAGCAAGAGAACUAUCUAAAGUUGGAAAAUCAUUAGAAAUUGAUAGAAGCAAUAGCGAAUUGAGGGAAUCAAGCUUCCUUUCAUAGUUUUCAACUCAAAUUGCAAUGAACGAUAAAUUCUUUGAGUUGCUCUGCAUAAUUGUUAACCUCUCACUAAUCUGCAGUGCCAUUGUCGAUGAAGGUAAAAUUGCUGGUUGUAGUGAGGCAAAACUUAACCACAUUGAUACAAAUUUGAAGAUUUUGAAACUGCAGGAAGACAUAUGGAAGUUCGUCGGGUCGGAGUAGAAGUAUAUGAUGCUAGUGGCUGUUCUGUCCCAAAGUGCUCAUAUAGCAUUGCCUUAAAGCUGAUCUUCCAGAUCUAACAUUGCAAUCUUUUUAUGUGCUUGCAUAGACAAGCUCUUCAUCUUCUUAAAGCUAUUGAUUUCUUCUGGAAGUUGGAAGAAUGCUGCUGAUCAUUAGGAAAAAUUUGAUCAAGCAUCUACUGAAGAAGAGCGGGCUGAUAAGGAAACCCUGCAGCAACCAAGAGACAGUCCUUUUCCAGGCAUCAAAUAGGUGCUAUUGAUUUUGAUCAGAAACAAUAGAAGUCGGAUUUGAGGAAGUGUUGGCACUAGAAUUUAGGGAAAGGAAACUCAUGGGGUUUUGGCGAUGAAAUUUUGGAUUUUACUGAUGAAGCAAUUUUGACACAACAUGAUUUCUCGGAUGCUGGAAAGCUGAUGCCGACUGAUUAUUAUGUUAGCUGCUGUUUUAUGGCUUGAUUGGCAAGUCAAGACAUGCCUUCAUCUGUCACUCAGUAAUGGCUUGCUUGUAUUUCAACAUCAGCGUGCGGGAUGAACAGUUCCUAAUUUGGUUCCUUUUAUUCGAGCAAAAGGUCAUCACGGUCUUUGAAUUUGUGCGUCUGGAUCAAUUAACUCACAAUUAGCCAUUUUAAUCAAUUAAGGAUCAUAUUUUCUAUUUUUAGAUCAAUUAACUUUUAAACAGUAUAAACUGAACAAAUUUAAAAACCGCAGUGAUCUAAGUAUUAUUCUUAAUAGAAUAAAAUGACUAAGUGUGAGUUAAUUGAUUUUGAUAUACAAAUUUAGGGAUUCAAUGAUCUUUUGUUCCUUUUUUCAAUGGGCGAUAAUAAUUGAAAGAGAGUUUUAGAAAAAGACAUUAAAACCAGACAGGAAUCACAAAACAUGGCUAUUGCCAUUGUCAUUGACAGGUAAAUCCCCUUA
Molecule: messenger RNA, 4031 nt
Organism: Mercurialis annua (annual mercury)
Lineage: Eukaryota; Viridiplantae; Streptophyta; Magnoliopsida; Malpighiales; Euphorbiaceae
Product: pentatricopeptide repeat-containing protein At5g65560-like
Exons: 4
Coding region: 91-2904 (937 amino acids)
Molecular function (GO): protein binding
Source: RefSeq, a predicted model, not a curated record